UACUGUGUAGAGAUUUGACUGCUGACGCCAACACUCCUGAAACCUCCCCAAACACUGUGCAACUUGAGGGCUGCUGUUAUAUAAAGAGAUCAUAAUGUCUGACCUCAUCCAUGUGUCGGUCAUCAAGGACUACCUGACUGAAUGUCCUGUCUGUAAUGAACAGUUUGAUGACGCCUCCCAUCUUCCUCGUCGAAUGACAUGCUGCGUACAGUGUGUAUGCCACGACUGUCUGCAGAAGAUCUACCAGGAAGCGGACGAGACGUUGCUUUGUCCAAUCUGCCGCGACAAACAUCAUCUCCCCGAUGGAGUUGCUUCCCUUCCUCGCGAACCUCUCAUCCUGAAAAUCAUUAAUGACCUGAAGAUCCACAAAGGUCUCCGUCUGCCAUGUACAGACUGCCCUGACAGCAACGAGGCUGUGGCCAGAUGCGAUGACUGCUGUGUAUUCCUGUGCACAGAGUGUAAAACAUCUCAUGAUCGGCACAGGUUAUCUAGACAUCACAUAACAGUUACCUUUGAGGAGAUGAAAGGCCGACCUGUCCAGACCUUUCGUCGUUUACAUCAAUGUAGUCAACAUCAACAGCCACGACAAUUCUACUGCUACUCAUGUGACAAGAUCAUAUGCGUGUCGUGCACUGUACUCGACCAUGAUAAAGGGAAGGGACAUAACGUUACAUCUGUGGACGCAGCACACCAAGACCAGGCUCAGUAUACUGACGACACUUUAGCCAGACUCGAAGAGAAGGUGAACAAACUAUCUACAACAGAAGCGGAACUGAUGAAAACGUUACAAACUAUCAAAGUAUCAGCAGAUGCUGCUAAGAAGGACCUCAAUCACACCUUUGACAACUUGAUUGAGAAAUUGCAGGAACGAAGGACCAUUUUGUUGUCAGAUGUUGAGGACAAAUCAACAAAGUCCAGUAAAAUAACAGAAGAGGCCCUAGAGUCAACUCGGGCAUUGCGGACGAAACUGGCGUCUUCCACCGAAUAUACAAAACAGAUGAGGGGAAAAGCUGACCAUAUAGAGGAUCUAGAACUGAUGUUAUCUUCUGCAGGAUCCUUGAACGCCAUGUUGGAGGAAUCUCCAAAGGCAAUUGAGUUUUUCAGAUCGGGCGUCACUUUCGUCCCUGGCAACUUAGAUCACCUCAUCAGUACCAUCAAGUCGACAGGGUUGGUCCGGUCUGUCACAUUCUCCCCGACGAGGCGACCAUACUGUUCAUAUCCUGCCAUGUAUAACACCAUCACCAUGGAACCUGCAGAGUUACCUGAAGCCAACGAUGUUCACAAGAAAAUGUUUGGAAAUGAAGUACAGGUUACAUGUCCAGCCCUGGAAUGGGACUCCAAGACAGCAAGCAGUGAGGUUACUAUAUCCGGAUCUGUAAUCACUAACACCAAGCCGGAUCCUCCUCUGCCAGACACCGGGUGUCGGAUGCAGUCAGGGAGACAUGCCCUAGCGUCUCGGCCCCUGGUCCUCAGGAGAUGUCACCGUGACAUGUUCCACGUGAAGGUUGCGUUUAUCGUGAAACAAGUGAAAGAAGAGAAUAAGAUGAUGUUUGAGAUAGCUCUGACCUCCACCCCAGUAGAUGGUCCAUGCAGUCAAGACGCUGGACUGAGCGUGCAUGGUGUCACAUGCUCUAAGCACAAGCAUCAGCUGUGUCUCCGGGUCAUGUACAAUACCAAACUCAUCACUGACAUCCCUCUCUGCCAGAACCAGAUUGGAGACUCACAUGACUUGCACCUAUGUUUCAUACUGGACGGAACAAAGGGGAAAAUCUACCUUGUUGAUAACGAGUCUGUCAAAGUGAUGUGCACUGUCAGUGAUGCUGUGUUUGACAGACCACUGUGGGUGAUGAUGUGUGUGGAUACACCCUCCAACUUAGACAUUAGAGGAGAACUGAUAUCCGGCCAGGAUAUGGCUGUGUCUGAUGGAAUGUCUCGCCUCCUGUCACUACUCGAUCCUCCAUGUAUAUAACUAUUUCACCAGCAUGUUGUGUGUGCAAUCCUGUGUCAAUAUAUCAUGUAUGUAGCAGUCAAUGUACUUGCUUGGAUAGAAAUAGGUGAUCCUGAGAUCAGCAUGUGUUCUUUCCCUCGAAGUAUUGUAGCACUAAUGCCAUUGUCAACCUAUCUAAUGGAGUCAAAACAUGCUUCAAAACGUGUGGAGAAGGAUUUGCUUGUGUCCUCAUUGUUCAUGCAACCAUCAACAGAGCAAGAUAUGCAAGCCGUGAUGUGGUUCCUUAACACGUUCACGCUGCUGAUACUGCUGUCUCCAUCAGUGAUGUCUCACAAAUAUGGGGAUGUUCGAGAGCUUGACGCUUCUCUCCUCCAGCACUACAACCCAUGGCUCCUACCACUCAAAAACCUCUCUGGUCCCACUUCUGUUAAUAUGACUAUCCACGUGAUCAACACGAAGUUGGAUAUGGUGCAGGAAAUUAUCACCGCGAAACUUUGCCCGACAUUCAAAUGGGUUGAUGAAAUGAUUCAGUGGAAUCCAACGGAGUACUGGAAUACUACACAUCUUUGAUUCCAGCGGACAAGAUCUGGACGCCGAAUAUUGUAAUCCAGGACACCAUUGCCUAUUUUCCGUACCUCGGCUCUGAUGAACUACCAGUUAUCGUAACCAACGAUGGGAGUGCCAGGUUUGACGUUGAAGUGUAAGCACAUCUUGCAAGAUUAUUAUUACCCUCUUCCCAUUUUGAUCAGCAUUAAUGCAAACUUGAAAUUGGCUUGGAUAACUAUUUUCUGAAUGAAUUAUCUAUAUCACAUUUGGCUGCAAAUGAAUUGAAAGUUCAGAGUGGGAAGUAUUACGAAUAAAGGGCCAGCAUGAAAGUGAGCUGACACGCCUGUUUAAACUUGACUGGUUCAGCGUCUCCAUCAAUCUGAAGAGACAGUCGCUGUAUUAUGUGGUGAAUCUUGUCCUGUCCAUAUUGAUCAUCUCCACACUCAAUCCAUUCGUGUUCCUGGUCAAGGCGGAAACAGGCGAGAAACUGUCCGUUCGAUCACCCUUUUCCUGUCUCUUACAGUGUUUGUAACACUCAUCAGUGGUAUGCUACCUCAAACAUCUACUAGCGCCUCGCUUAUCUCCCUUUACGUGUGUAUCCAGCUCCACCGGAGUGGCCUGUACUUCAUCUGCUGCAUAUUCAUCCAACGUGUCAACCAUAUGCAAGCACACAGCAAGACAACACGUGUUAUCGCCAGAAUUGGAGGUAUGAUUUCUUACUAAACGAAUCCGACAUCUCACAGAAGAAGAAUCCAAAGAAGAGAACGACGUUACUGAGAUAGAUGAAUGUACAUAUUUGAAAUGUCUUAGCGAACAAAUGGACAGAAUUUGUUUCUAUAUAUCCUUCUUCAUCUUUACCAUCCUGACUAGUGCUCUGAUGGCUUUCAUUAUAUUUUUAGGAAACUAAGGAGAAGUCAGCAGGAAUUGCCAUUCACCACUGGAUUGUAUCUUCAAAUGAUAACCUAUUUGAUAACAAUAUUGUGAUAACUAUUUUCUGAGGAGUACGGACAGGUUUUUAUCAUUUACUUGUAUUUAUGGUGAAUUUUAAACCUGUUUUAGUCACGAUAUAUCUGAAAUAUUGCCGAUGUGACUGUAAAUCUUAACUCACUCACUCACUAUGAGGAGUACUGCUGUGGAGCGUGACAUUAAUACGUUUGGUUGCAAAUUGUGUGAAUGGCGAGUGUGUACACAUGCUCUGCUAGUGAUUUGUCUCCUGAGCGACAGUUUCUUUAACAUCGUCUUUAGCAUGUUCUUUGUAAUACAGGAUCGAUAAUGUUUUUCCUAAA
Molecule: messenger RNA, 3780 nt
Organism: Haliotis rubra (blacklip abalone)
Lineage: Eukaryota; Metazoa; Mollusca; Gastropoda; Lepetellida; Haliotidae
Product: E3 ubiquitin-protein ligase TRIM71-like
Exons: 4
Coding region: 95-1969 (624 amino acids)
Molecular function (GO): zinc ion binding
Source: RefSeq, a predicted model, not a curated record